Messenger RNA from Grammomys surdaster, 3826 nucleotides. It is a transcript of the gene Elk4, whose product is annotated as ETS transcription factor ELK4. The record is from RefSeq and is a predicted model, not a curated record. Gene Ontology annotation, molecular function: sequence-specific DNA binding; DNA-binding transcription factor activity, RNA polymerase II-specific. Gene Ontology annotation, biological process: cell differentiation; regulation of transcription by RNA polymerase II. Bases 355 to 1647 code for a protein of 430 amino acids. The transcript is spliced from 5 exons. Gene Ontology annotation, cellular component: nucleus. Lineage: Eukaryota; Metazoa; Chordata; Mammalia; Rodentia; Muridae.
GGGGGGGUUUGAGAGUGGCGGAGGCCGCGGAACGACGGGAGACGGCGGCCGUAGAGAAGAGCGUCGAGCGCACGCACGGCGAGUGGCAGCUUAACUAGCCAUAUCGCCGUCUCGGCCGCGUGUGCGAGGGCGGAGGGCGGGGCUCGAGACCUGCGGCAGCGGGAGAUGCGGGCGGCUGCAGGCACGCGACAGGCUCGGCUCGGCCGCCGCCGCCGCCUACUCGGGCCCCGGCGCGGGGGUCCCCGCUGUUUGCCGCGCUGUCUUUGAGUUCCUAUUGUGAGGAGCGGUCGGUGACGUAGUCUAGCACCACAUUCAAGCCCGAGAAGGAUUCCUGUGUUCUGCCUGCCCAUUGCUAUGGACAGUGCCAUCACUCUGUGGCAGUUCCUUCUCCAGCUCCUGCAGGAGCCUCAGAAUGAGCACAUGAUCUGCUGGACGUCUAACAAUGGGGAGUUCAAGCUACUGCAGGCGGAGGAGGUGGCUCGUCUUUGGGGGAUUCGCAAGAACAAGCCUAAUAUGAAUUAUGAUAAACUCAGCCGAGCCCUGAGAUACUACUACGUAAAGAACAUCAUUAAAAAAGUGAAUGGUCAGAAGUUUGUGUACAAGUUUGUCUCCUAUCCAGAGAUUUUGAAAAUGGAUCCACUGACGGUAGGCAGGAUUGAGGGAGACUGUGAAACUUUAAAUUCCCUUGAAGCCAGCAGUUCCAAAGAUGCUGAGUGUGGAGGAAAGGAGAGGCCACCUCAGCCUGGAGCCAAGACAUCUAGUCGCAAUGACUACAUACACUCUGGUCUGUAUUCUUCAUUUACUCUCAACUCUCUGAACACCUCCAAUAAGAAGCUUUUCAAGUCAAUAAAGAUAGAGAAUCCAGCGGAGAAACUAGCAGAGAAGAAAGCUCAGGAACCAACACCAUCCGUGAUCAAAUUUGUGACAACACCUGCCAAAAAGCCGUCCAUCGAGCCUGUCGCUGUUGCCUUUUCAACAAGCCCUAGUGUUUCUCCAUCUUCUGAAGAAACUAUCCAAGCUUUGGAGACAUUGGUCUCUCCCACACUACCUUCCCUGGAAGCCCCAGCCUCUGUGUCCAUUCUGGCCACCACCUUUAACCCCACUCCUCCAGUUCCAUCCAUACCCCUUCCUCUAAAGGAGCCUCCCAGGACACCUUCUCCACCAUUGAGUUCUAACCCAGACAUUGACACAGACAUUGAAUCAGUGGCUUCUCAGCCAAUGGAACUUCCAGAGAACUUGUCACUGGAGCCUAAAAAUGACGAUUCAGCUUUGCCAGAAAAGGACAAAACAAAUAACUCAUCAAGAUCCAAGAAACCCAAAGGGUUAGAACUGACACCCGCCCUUGUGGUCACAGGCAGUGACCCCAGCCCCUUGGGGAUUUUAAGCCCAUCUCUCCCAACAGCGUCUCUCACACCAGCACUCUUUUCACAGACACCCAUCUUGCUGACGCCGAGCCCCUUGCUCUCCAGCAUCCACUUUUGGAGCACUCUCAGCCCGUUCGCUCCCCUGAGCCCAGCCAGACUGCAAGGUGCUAAUACGCUUUUCCAGUUUCCUUCUGUACUCAACAGUCAUGGACCAUUCACUCUGUCUGGCCUGGAUGGACCUUCCACUCCAGGCCCGUUUUCUCCAGACCUACAGAAGACAUAACCAGUGCAGUUGUGGACUGAGAGACCAAGGAACUAGGACAUAGACAUCCACCGUGACUCGGUUCAAAGUGAGGGAUAGUUCUGCAGAGCUCAUGAGAGACUGUUGUGAAUUUUCCCACUGCCUGUUGACAAGCCUUUCCAGGACUCUCAAAAGUUGGACUGUACAAAAAAUGCCUUAAUUGGAGUCCAGACUCCAUCUCACUUCUUUUUUUUAAAAGGUAUUUUGUUGUUGUUGUUGCUGUUUUGUUUUUGUUUUUAAGCUUUGUGCAAAAAAACAUUGGUCUGUUGGGGUUCAGCAGCUGUGUUUCUCAAGAGAGUCACAGAACAAAGUCACUGGUCCUGAAUGUUAGGAACCUUCUUUGGCCAGGGGAAAAAAGUAUGCUUAGAGUCUGUUACUUUAAGAAAUACUUGUUAGCUAUGUAUGAUGGCCCACUUCUGCAGUCUCAGCACUUGGGAAGCUGAGGCUGGAGGAGGACACCAAGGAUGGAGGGCCAGCCUGGGCUAGAUGUAUGCGUCUCAAAAAGACAAAAAUACUACUAAGUGAAACUAGUAGUAUAUUUAGUAGUGAGUGCGCUCUGUUGAAUGUCUGAAGGCAGCUGCUCGUCAGCAGUAGGAGAAACCUUAGGAUUGGCCAUGCUGGGGCUCUGUUUUACUGUGAGCUCUGACGUGACAGUUCCACAGAAAGGCAUUUUGUUUGCCACUUACCUGAGUGGAUCUCUGCCAUCCGUACCCUUGAUCAUGUCUGAAACUGUCACUCGGCCCUGAGCUAUUUUAACACAAGACUUUGAAAGCUUGGCUUUAAUGUGGGUCUUGGAACCUUCUGCGAGGAUAGGAGGUCUUACUGUGAGCACAGAUCUCUGGUAUGUGCUUUGAACGGCGUGGUUCUGAAUCCAUGCAACACAGCAGGCAAAUGGUGAUUUUUUUCAGGAGAGUAGAGUUGUAGUUUGAAAAUUGAAAAUGGCAAGCAACCAAAAAGGUUCAGUUAAAUACCCUGAGACAGGAGGUGGGAUUUUGCCAGCUAGAAGACCCCCAGAGUGACAAGCCCCUUUUCUUCUUGCCAAUUUAAUCCACUUCUGCUAUGCGCUUAACAUGCUACUUCCUUUUAAAUUUAAGGUCAGAGGAUGAAGCAGUGUUUAGGUAUAAUCAGGAAGGCAAACUCCAAAGUGAAACUUAGCCAGUUAGCUGGAGAUGCAGACAUGGUUAUUUCUUUCCAAAAGUGGUUUAACUUAUGGAAGAUCAGAUUGCAUCUGACCAUUCUCAUACAUAGGAAUUUGGUUAUUAAAUUAGUAAUGAGAAGUAGGGGCUUUCAUCUGCAUAUUAUGAAAUACUGUGUGGUAAGACAGAGCCAGAUGUGUACAGAUACAUUGAUCUCGAAUUGAUGCUAAUUUCACAGUGGAAUCUUGAAAACUUUGACUCUAAAGUCCAGAACUAAAUUAAAUUACACGUUCUUCCCCCUGCCCAUUAAACCCUAGACGUGACCUGAGUGGCGUAAAGGAGGGGCUUGUGGGCUCAGAAUGACACUGAUCCCUGGUGGCAUCUUUUCAGCUGCGUGGCAUUGGCUGUCCAGUGCAGAGACACUUAAGUAUGGACGUGUGUGCUGGCUAGGGAGGACGGCAGUGCCUUUUAGAGGGGUAGCUGGAGACCUGUUACUAAUUCAUUUGUGGUUAUCUCAAAGUUCUGUUCCCAGGAUGUGCAAUAGUGAUGUUGAGAAGUGGUGUUCAGAGUGAUGGGAACAGCCACUGUAAUGGGCUUUCUUCCCAUGGUGCAUUAUUUACUUUGCAUGCAUAUUUGGAAUUACCCUCAGCAGCACUUUGUAGUAAUUUAGUGGGUUAAUAUUGUGUAAACUAAGUAAGUAUUGGUAGAUGACCCAACUAAAUGUUUGAAAGUAUGAAACCAUAAAAAUACUUUUAUCUUCUUGAGUUAAAGGAGAAAAGCCAUUGCUUUGUUUUCACAGAUGAAAUAUUUGGUAAUUUUCUGUCUUAGCACAGAGCUGCCUUGGGUCCGAAGGCAUCAUUUAAACUCAGGCCAGGUGUGAUAGCACAGGUCUGUAAUCCCAGCAUGUGGGAAAUGGAAGCUGGAGGAUCAAGAGUCAGGGCUAGCCUCAGCUACAUAGUAAGUUUGAGACUAGUUUAGACUACAAGAGACCAUGUCUCAAAAAAAAAAAAAAAAAAAAAAAAAAA